Armigeres subalbatus is the source of this 1858-nucleotide messenger RNA. Its product is annotated as deoxynucleotidyltransferase terminal-interacting protein 1. The record is from RefSeq and is a predicted model, not a curated record. Bases 128 to 1537 code for a protein of 469 amino acids. Gene Ontology annotation, molecular function: nucleosome binding; DNA binding. The transcript is spliced from 2 exons. NCBI's taxonomy places the organism in Eukaryota, Metazoa, Arthropoda, Insecta, Diptera, Culicidae. Gene Ontology annotation, cellular component: nucleus.
GGAUGUCAAACGUGUAGUCUAUCUUUAGGCACCUUUAGGCAACAGUUUUAUCAUCCUACCACGUGUUAUCGUUCCUGAUCCCCACUAAAAGGAAAUCCUAUCAAACCCAACUGGACCCGCUUCAAGGAUGGUUAUCCAACGAGUUUGGCGUUCCUCUUCCAACACACCCAGCAGCAGCAGCAGCACAACAGUAACAAAUAGCAACAGCGUCGUCGCCCUCACUUCAUCAUCAUCGGCGUCGGCAGCAGCAACAAGUUCCUCUGAAUUGGCGCCACAAAAUGUGACCAGCGAACUUGGUUCGGAUGGAACUGGAAGUAAGAGUUCUAAACUGCAACGUCCCAAAUUGAGUGGAGAGGCCAUGCUGGAGGUAAUAAAGUUGCGCUACUCCGGGCGGACACACGUUACUCAAUCAGUCGGUGAUACGGCUAUGAAAUCGCUCGAGCUGUUGAGAGCCAACAUUCAGUAUCUGUUCGACAAAGAGAUUGAGGUGGUCGUUAAGAAAUUUAGCUCUCUAUUCUUCAUACCAGCUAUAAAGAACAUCAAGGAAAAUCUUGGAGAAAGUGCAAUAUCGGAGGAAACCCUCAAGACGAUUUAUUGCUCUUUGCUGGAGAACAGUAAGAGCCAAUACGUUGGGCAAAUUGCUUCUCCUGCGGAGAAUUCUCUCUCGAGGGCAAACACCCCUGGAAUGGAGCUGAGUGAUUCCGACUCGAGUACAGAUAAUGUGGUACCAGCAGGAACAACGAGUCUUCUUCAACAAGCACUCAAACGAAAACUUCCAGAGCCGAACCAGCCAGACACAUUUAAACGACAAUAUUUCCUGCAAGGGUCUCUGUACUCUCAAAAUCAUUACUCUAUUUUGCAAUCGUUGGGAAACGUCCAGGGUUCGCUACCAUAUCAAAUUCGACCAUCAGUGCUAAAUCCCACUGUUUACACAACCACCAUUAGCCCUGAGACUCUUUUCAUCUUGGAUUUCAAAGCCGGCCGCGCCCUAGGAGUAGCAGAUUUUCGCGAAAGACUGGUCAACAAGCACCCAGAAAUCCUACGGUACUGUCCAGACAACCAGGACCGCGAUUGGUUGCUGCAACAAAAACAAAUAUCCCCACUCAACAGAAAUGGUCGUUUCUUCCUACUGGUUUUGGACGAAGUCAGGAAAUUGGCCGAUCGUAACUCGGAAUACGCAAGCAACCCAUACAUGAAAUUAUCGGAACUGCAGGGCUUCAAACUCACAGAAUUGAUCUACGCCAAGGUGCAGAAACUCAUCAAAGACAGUGCCGAUUCGGGUGGUCUGAAACCUACGAACUCUUUGUCGUCGACAGCAGUAGUGGUCACAGCAACAGCAGCAGUUCCUACCAACACUAUUCAAUCGAGACCAAGAGUGUCUUCACUGAGUUCCUCGCAUGCCACGCUAACGGCACUACUGUCCUCGCCUCAACAGUCUCAAUCGAGCAGCACCGGAACGAAUGCGGGGGCUUCCGCCAGCAGUCAGAGACAGGAGGCCAACACUGGUGAAACCGGAGGUGGCGAAGUGCAAACAUAAAGCUGGAAUGUUUUUACGAUGGUUAUAUGAGAUGUGAUCUGGUUAUAAGCAGUAGAAUAGUUUUUACUAUUUUGUGUGUACAUAUCAGGGUUUUUGAAUAGUUGUGGAUUUAUUCAUAUUCAAAAUUCGAAGAAAGGGAUAUUAUUGAUUCCAUGGUAGAGUGACGAAUACAUAAAUUCCUUUAUCUUUUAGGCAGUUUAAAAGUUUUAUUCUGUAUUGCUAAACAAUCUACUAUUGGAAUGUGUGAAAUGAUGGAAUGUUUAUCAGUGUGCUAUCAUUGGUGUAAUGCGCUUUACAUGUUUUAGAGUAAUAAAAUUUUAA